Molecule: messenger RNA, 1392 nt
Organism: Colletotrichum phormii
Lineage: Eukaryota; Fungi; Ascomycota; Sordariomycetes; Glomerellales; Glomerellaceae
Exons: 5
Coding region: 1-1392 (463 amino acids)
Source: RefSeq, a predicted model, not a curated record
AUGGCGGUGCUCCUCGCCCGCUUUGAUGGCAAACCAAUUUUCACAUGGAAUGGAGUGACCCUCAACACCGUAGUCUCGAUCUUGUCGGUAACUAUGAAGGCUGCUGUCGCAUUCGUCCUAUCGGAGUGCCUAGCCCAGUGGAAAUGGAUUCUCUUCACCCGCGAAGAUCGACCACUCAUCGAUUUUGAUCGCAUCGACGCUGCCACUCGUGGGCCCCUCGGAAGCUUGCGGAUUCUAUCCCGAACGAGAGGCGCCUACGCCGUCCAACUUGGUGCUAUCCUGACGCUCCUUGCCGUCGGUCUUGAUCCCCUCGCCCAGCAGAUUAUCCAAGUUCGAGAAGACGUCGUCUAUACGGGCAGCACUCAGACAGACAAGGGCCCACUGGCACUUAACUCCGGCACGAACGUCUACUCGGAUGACAAGUACCCCACCACGUCCUACGGAACUGGAAUACCGAGCAAGACCAACUCCAUGAAGGAUAUCGAUACGCUCUUGUGGUCAAUGAACACUAUUCACCCAGACAUGGAGGCACUCAACAAGUCCACCGGGUUCACUCCCGGCGAGUCGGAGAGGGGCUCCACGGCCGGACUCAAGCUUUGGCCGGACAUACCGAUGCAGGCCACAGAACGAGAUCCAGACUCGUGGAUACGCUCUCCAGAAUACGAGGAUGGCCAACCAGGAAACGUCAUUUCGAAAGAAGCAAACGGCACGCUCGAGUUCGACAGAUAUUGGUCUGCUGUUCCUAACAUAGAGCUGAGGCUUGAAUUCCCCAACAACAAAAGCGAGAGCUACUACAGAAUUUCCGAAGACUCCGUCAAGUCGAUGAGCGCGCACAUGCAGGAGCUGUUUCGCACCAAUGUGUCAGGCACUCUGGAUCAGAGGGAGGAGAUUGAGAAGCUUUUGGGAUCCGAUGCGGUCGGCUUCAAUGGUGUAUCAUUCGGUCCUUAUGAGAAGUUAUCAAUGAAGGCUACGCCGCCUGCAUUAGACAAUCUCUGGACUUGGACAAGGCACAACAUCACUAGCACAUUCUACACCCUUGCGACAAGUAUGACCAAUGAGAUGCGGAGGAACUACGCACCAGGACAGAGUCAGAACCGCGGAAUAGAUACGGACCGCUUUCAAGAUGGUUCGUUGGGUAACUAUGGCAAGGUGGGCAAGCCCACGGUGCUCUACCACAUCGAGUGGCCAUGGAUUGCCCUCCACGGCGUGAUGCUGGUCUCGGCGACUGCAUUCUCACUUGCGACGCUGGGCAACUCUAACAGUCGAGGCAGCGUGCCAUUAUGGAAGAGCAGCUCCUUGGCUGCCAUCAGGCAUGGUCGUGAUGUUGGCGGUGUUCUCAGUCGUAGCACCACCAUGGGUGAGUUCCAAGACACUGCAAGGAAGCCCGUCUGA